AUGUACAUCUACGGGGGCCUGACCUCCUCCUUUUCCCUUCGGUUUCAGUCGGCGGCGGCUGCAGACGACGAACGCAACGGUUACGGGAACGGUGCCAAACAACUGCGACUGUUGAGCCCUGUCUGUCCACCACCUCUCCGAGCCACACACCACCAGCCAUUACCGCGGGCACUCCGACGAUACCGCCCCUCCUCCCCGUCGUGCCUCGACGGCGGUGAAAUACAACUACCAGGCUGUGCUACCACGCCGCCUGUAUACCUAGUUGGUAUCUGUGUGGUGCACCCUCGCGAGCGGAGACGGUCGAAGGUGGUCGCCGAUGGAUUGUGCGGUGGUGGCGAGGGUGGGGGUGGUGGUUGGAGGCAGCGACGUUUCGCCGGAGCACAAGGUUUUAUGGGCAUCCGCCACCACCGCCGCCGCUGCGCCGACAUACGACGAUCGCUCGCGCCAGGGACUCGAUCUGGGUGCCGUGCCAACAAAACCACCCUCUCCGUCCAGUGCGACACUAAUGGCGGCUUCUGCAGCGGAUACCAGUCCGCCACGCCCGGCCAGAGCAUCAUCCCCUACGCCGCCGAUGACGACGGCCGGUGA
Messenger RNA from Macrosiphum euphorbiae (potato aphid), 588 nucleotides. The record is from the annotation of a GenBank genome assembly. Lineage: Eukaryota; Metazoa; Arthropoda; Insecta; Hemiptera; Aphididae.